AUGAAAGAAGUUGAUCCAAAAACAAAAAUAUGUGAUUCAAUAAAAAAUCGAUUAGAUAGUUCUCUUAGAAAAACUGAUAGUAAAAAUAUUGUUAUUGGAACAAAUCAACUAGGAAUCGGAAGUAAAAAUAGAGUCACCUACGCCCCUUUAUUAAUACGUUGUAUGGCAUUUUUAUUACGUUGUAGACUAUUAAUUGUUACCCAUCAACAAGAAACUUUUAGAAAUAAAAAAAUAAAACAACCAGAAAAACAAGAAACAUUAGUCGAAUUAUAUACAAGAAAUAAAGACUAUAAAAAAGAAUUUAUUAAUAUGAUGUAUGAAUUUGAUAUUAUUGAUUUAUUUCUUAGAAAUUUAAGAAAUGAAUUAAAAAGUACAAAAGAAAUGAAAGAAGGAAAGGCAAUGUGGAUAAUGAAUUCUAUGAGAUUAUUUUCAUUUGAUCCAGUAUUAGGAAGAAGAUUAGAUUUAUUUAUGAAACAAUUAAUCUUUAGUCAAUAUGAUUUUAUUACUGAUGAACCUGAAAGAAAGAAACAUACUGAAGAACAUUCUAGCAUUAAACAAUCAGAAGAAAUAAAUUAUGUUCCAUAUAAAGUAGAAUUUGAUAAUUAUUAUUAUUUAAAUUAUAUUUAUUUAUUAGAAGAAAAUAACAUUGAAAUGGAUUUUAUUGAUUGUGAUGAAAAGUAUAUCACUGCUUAUUUUUUAUUAUACAUUGAUAUCGAAUUUGUUAAACCUUAUAUUAGAAAUACUUAUGAUCUUUCAAGAAUUAUGUUAAUUGGUAAUGUAAAAAAUUAUAUUAGUGUAACAAAUAAUAAUGUAUUUUUUAGUGAAAAGGGACCACAAUUAAAUGGUGGUGUCAUUCGUAUUUCACCUUUUAAUUUUUCUAAAUUAAAAUUAUUUAAUCCAUUUAUACCUGAUUUUUUAGUAGAUGUUUAUCAAAAGAAUUGGUUAAAUACUUAUGCAUUUUAUGUUAAUAAUGGUAUUAGUUUUGAUAGAAUUAUUCUUGCUGAUCCUGUUAUUAAAAUACCAUUAAUGAAACCAGUUAUUACUAAAAUGAUAAAUAAAAUUAAUAUUCAUAAUUUACCUUCAUUAUGUCCAGAUAGUGAAAAAAUUGAUUAUUCCUCUUUAAGUAAAAAAACUUUAAUCAAAAAAGUAAAUCAUUCUUCAAGUCAAUUAAUUUAUUCAGAUAAUGGAAGUCAAUUAUCUUCGGCUUUAACUCAGUUUUAUAAUCAAUUUGCUAUUACAAUUAGAUACGCUUGGAUUUCUUCUCAAUUUGUUCCAAGUAAAAAAGAUAAAGAAGAUUAUGAUGCACGUGUUGCUCAUGACUAUAUUUUAUGGGCUCAACUUAUUGAUAUUAGACAAAGAUUAUUAUCUGAAUUACAUAUUGAAUUAACUAAAAAAGAACAAACAAAUAAAAAGUUGUUUGAAAAUAAAAAAGCUGAAUUAUUUAUUUCUCGAAUUGAUAAAGAUGAAAAUGCUUUUCCUGAAAAUCAAAGAAUAAAAGGUAUUUGUUUGUUAUUACUUGAAAGUUGUUGUGAAAUUUUAAAAUAUUAUAAAGAAGGAAAAGUUUUUAAUUUAUCUUAUAAUAAAUAA
Messenger RNA from Entamoeba dispar SAW760, 1587 nucleotides. RefSeq lists its product as uncharacterized. The transcript has a single exon. NCBI's taxonomy places the organism in Eukaryota, Evosea, Mastigamoebida, Endamoebidae. The coding region runs from base 1 to 1587 and encodes 528 amino acids. The record is from RefSeq and is a predicted model, not a curated record.